ACGAGAAGCAACUGGUGCCCGAGGCUGUCUGUGACGUCACUAGCCAGAACACUAAUCUGUAGGUGAAGUGCUGUGCCAGGGGCGCCUGCUCUCUCUCUCACUCUCUCUACCUGCCCGACAAGCAACAGGUAAGGUGUGACGGGACUUGGGAGUACAUCAUGAUGUAGGGUCGCCCUCGCACCCCCGAAAUGGCGGAUACAGGUCACAGUGCACCAUCUGAGGGUGGUGGCCAACCCUCACCCCAACAUGUAAACGAUGGGAAUAUAUUCAUUGGCAUUGACACUACAAGUCUGGCCAUUAUUUUGGGUUGUUCCGCUGGUGCCUUCCUUCUCAUCGUCUUUGCCGUCAUCCUGUUCCGGUUGCGCAGGCGCAGAAGAAAAUUAUACGAAACGUCAUUUGAUGAUGGAGAUGACCCAUUUUCAUCACAGUCUGCACCAACAUCAAGGAGCUCUUCGCCCAACUUCAACAAGCGUCUGUCAUGUCCGGAGGUAGGGUCAUCAGGGAAGCCUGUCAUCCCUAUGAUCCGCUCCGUCACCAUCGACGGUAUCCCCUUUCAGCUGCCCGCAGAGAGGGUUCAGCCUGGGGGUAACGGACGCCGAGAAAGAGGGGGUAGCCUGGCCAGUCUCCCCCGCCAACACAGCAUCCUUGGGGCAGUACAGCCCGAACUGUACAGACCCCAGAGCGGUUCCGAAGAUGACGAGGCCUACCUUCCCGCCACCCCCCACGGACGUCUCUGGUUCUCAGCCGUCUAUGACGCCGCCGUUGAACAACUUCAAGUCACCCUCAUCAAGGUCAAGAACUUGCCAGGACGAAUAAAGCACGAGGCACCACGUGACCCCUUCGUCAAAGUGUUCCUCUUGCCAGAUGAGAAGACAUGCAAGGUGUCAAAGGUCAGGAAGAAGACUCUGUGUCCUAUCUUCAACGAAACAUUCCAAUUCCAGGCUUCACCUGGUGACGUAUACAGAAGGACAUUACGCUUCUCUGUGUAUGACGUAGACAAAAGACGUGUACGUCACUCACUCGGUCACGUAAUGGUUCCACUGAAAGACAUUGACCUGACGAAGAGCGAACCACUUUGGAGCGACCUCGAACCUAUGGCACACGCAACGUCAUGUCUUGGUGAGCUGUACUUCAGUCUUACGUAUCAGCCUCAGACAGAGCGGAUUAAGCUGGUCAUCAUCAGAGUCAGACAACUCAGACAUCUGGACUACGGUGGCGAGACAGGUAUGUACGUACGCAUCCAGUUCUGUCACGGACGGAAAACGCACAAGACUAAACGCACAGUGUUGCUGACGGGGGCUUCGGAGGCUGAAAUCAACGAGUCCUUCUCGUUUUCAAUCUCUGGACGACAGCUGGACUCUUGCAACUUCAUCCUGACCUUGAUGACGUCACCAGUCGGUGCCCGCUCCAGCCGCCACGACGAGUAUGGCCGUGUGACUGUGGGGCCGUUCCUCUUUUCCCGGGGACAGGAGUUGCUUCACUGGCAGGAAAUGCUAGCCCAGCCCCGCUCCCCUAUAGCGAGGUGGCACACCCUCACACCAACGUCCACAAUGGAGCCAGAUCGAUAAUCACCCAGCGCGUGAAUGUUGUUCUGUAAAAUCACACUUAAUACAAAGUCGAUUGUUAAGAUCAAACGUAGGAACCUCUCGAAGUUGAUGCAGUGAUUACACAUGUGUGUUUCGGCAGAGUAAAAUGAGACAACAUACUCAAAAUAUCUCGUCAGCCAUAAAGAAAUAAUAUAGAAGUUUCUCAUUAUUAUUUGGGUCAUU
Haliotis rubra (blacklip abalone) is the source of this 1769-nucleotide messenger RNA. Its product is annotated as synaptotagmin-15-like. The record is from RefSeq and is a predicted model, not a curated record. Gene Ontology annotation, molecular function: SNARE binding; clathrin binding; calcium-dependent phospholipid binding. Gene Ontology annotation, biological process: calcium-ion regulated exocytosis; cellular response to calcium ion; regulation of dopamine secretion. The coding region runs from base 189 to 1568 and encodes 459 amino acids. The transcript is spliced from 9 exons. Lineage: Eukaryota; Metazoa; Mollusca; Gastropoda; Lepetellida; Haliotidae.